Pediculus humanus corporis (human body louse) is the source of this 771-nucleotide messenger RNA. RefSeq lists its product as uncharacterized. NCBI's taxonomy places the organism in Eukaryota, Metazoa, Arthropoda, Insecta, Psocodea, Pediculidae. The record is from RefSeq and is a predicted model, not a curated record. The coding region runs from base 1 to 771 and encodes 256 amino acids. The transcript has 4 exons.
AUGCCCUCCGUGAAAGCAUUUCCAAAAGCGACAAAAAUUCCAGAACCGUUGAAUAAAAUUCUCGAGCCGACUGUAAUACGUCAUUUGGAUGCGGAUUCAGAUUCUCCAAGAGAAUAUUCCAACGUUCAAAAUCGUCAUCAGGUCGAAGUUGAUAUAGAACAAGUUUGCGAAGUGAAAAACAAAUAUGUCAGAGGUAAAACAACAAUGACGAGACACGCGAGUUUGGAAGGGGAUGAUCCGGGAUUCAUUGGUCCGGUUGUUUGGAAUCGUCACUUUACUAAUUUAAACGAGGAAGAAAUUGAAUACGAAAAUGUAAACGUGGGAAAAAUGCGUAGAAGGUUUAACGAACUUUUAGACGAUGCGUUGAGCAUGUUCGGAAGUAAAAAUGGAAGUCCCGAAGGAAGUGACGUCGAACCAGUGCGACAAUUAGAUAAUCGAAUACAUUCAGCGGUCAUACGUCCCGCGGGCGUCACAAAAAUUGAGGGAUCAACAUCUUGCAGGCCUAACACGACAGGAUCGAAAAGACCGCAAUCGUCAUUGGUGACUCAGGGUCGUCUUAAAGGUGCUUGGGAAACUCCAAGUUGUUCGACACUUUCCAGACCUUUAAGUGCUGGAAUUUUUCAAGAAACAUCUCCGAGGAUCGAUAAACGUUUCAUAUAUGCCAACAGCGAAUUGUCACCCAACGAUCCAGCCAUUCCCCUAAUAGCUGCCAUCAAAAACGAAUUGAAAAAAUUUGAUGGCACAACACCAUCUAAUAACGAAACAAACUGA